UGUAUGAGGUAUGCUAAUUUGUUUUAUCAUUCGAGUGUGGAAUGGCAAUAAAAUCUCAAAAAGAAUUUGAAAUCGAGUUAGCUGAACAAGAAGAACAAAUAAAAAAAGAGCUAGAAGCAGGGUUAUGGCAGUUACAGUCUGAUCUUGCCACUAAAAAUGAAAGUACUGACAAAGAAUUAGCAAAAAAAGCUGAAGAACAAGAAAGUUUAAUUUCCAAAGAAAGAGAGAAGAUGGAGCAGAAGCUGGCAGCAGAAGAAACAUGUGCAAGUGAAGAAGCAAUCAGAAAAGAAGCAAAUACAAAAGAGUUGUCUGAGACUUUGCAAAAAUUGGAGUCUGAGCAUACAGCCAGUUUGCAAAAGAUAAAGUCAGAUUUGAAGGCUAAUGUAGCUAUACUUCAAAAGGAAACCAGUGAUAAAACUAUAGAAGUCAAGGAAGCAAUUGAAAGGGAAUCUCAAAUGCUUGGGAAAGAAAAAGCAGAACAAUUGAGUGUGUUAUCUGAUAUUCAAAAGAAGGAGACAAAGGAAAUUGAUGAUUUGAUGAAAGAAUUGAAGGACGAUGUUAACUACAUGAGUAAAAAAGUAAUAGAAAAAACUGAGCAAGAGAUACAAGAUAUGAAAAAUAAUGCAAAAAUAUUUGAAAAAGAAAUAAAUGAAUUGGUCCAGGAUCAAGAAAAAUAUAAAUCUAGCAUGAUAAGAGGUGAUAUUUUGCACAUCUGUGCUCGUUCUUUAUUAGUGAUCAUCAUGGCAUCAAACAAAGAAUUUGAGAAGGAACUUUACUGGCAGAGACUACUAUUGCAAACUAAGCUUGAGGCUGAACAGACUGAGUUUCAAAGGAAGAUUACAGCUGAAAGUGAAGCCAGUUUUAAUGAUUUAGUUCAGAAAUAUGAACAUACGGAAUAUGAAAUGAAGCAAAAGCUUGCUAAGGAAGAAAAGGAAAUGAAACUAGAGAGAGAAAAAGAACUGGAGCGAAUUAAAGCUGAAAGAAAGGAAAGGAUGAGGAUAAUUGAAGCUGAAAAACAGGAAGAAGAAGAAAAAAUGGAAGACGAGAAAAGAAAGUUUGAGAUUGAAAUUGCACAAAGAAAAUCUAGACAAAUGGAAGAAUUUCAUACGUUGAGCAUGUGGAAAAAAAGAGAGGUGGAAGAAAAAUUUCAAGCUACUCAACAAAAAAUAAAUGAGGAAAAAAUAACAAGGCAAGAAGAACUAGAAAGUAAUAAGGCUUUACAAGAAGAAGAAAUAAAGGCUAGUGCUGAAUGGAAAAAGUUUGUAGCUGACAGGACAAGCAGUAUUAUUACUAGUACAACCGAGAUGAAAGCAGAUGCGAUAGGACGAAUAGAACAGAAACGAAUAGAUACAUUAGUUACGUCAGACAUCCAGAGGACACAACUCUAUGUUAAGAUGCGCAUGAUGAAUGACAGCUUUGAUGAAAAAGACAUUUCUUCUCUAGAUUCCAUAAUGCUAGAACCUUCUUUAUAUCAAAGUCAAGGUGCAGGUGCUAUUGCUAGUAUUGAAGGGCAAGCAUCAAAGUUAUCAUUAACUGCUCCAACUACAAAAGAAGGGACUUGCAAAGAUGUUACUACUAGUGAGUUAAGUCACAAACAUACCACUUCACGAAGUAUUGCUGAUGAGCUCAAGCAUAGGAAGCAUGAAGUAGAUGAGAAGUGUAAAAGUAUUUCCCAGGCAACUGCAGCAAGAAUUGAAAGCAUUGAAAAACCAGAACAUGAGCGGCUGAAGUGUGUUGGAACUGCUGAUAGAAAAGCUAUAAAGUUGAUGGAUAAGAUAGUAUCUAGAUCACAUGGAACAUUUGACCCAGGAUUCAUAGCAAGUGUCAAUAAAGAACUUUCUCCUCACAGUUGUGCUUUUAAGACACAAGCUACUGAAGACAUAGCCAAUAUAGAAUUGAAGCCAGACUAAAUCUAGCUAUCUAAGCUAGCUUUGAUAAUAAUGAUAAUUAAUACAAGUUAUCUCUAU
Molecule: messenger RNA, 1967 nt
Organism: Amphimedon queenslandica
Lineage: Eukaryota; Metazoa; Porifera; Demospongiae; Haplosclerida; Niphatidae
Product: DNA ligase 1-like
Exons: 3
Coding region: 42-1910 (622 amino acids)
Source: RefSeq, a predicted model, not a curated record